Drosophila sechellia is the source of this 2081-nucleotide messenger RNA. Its product is annotated as zinc finger protein 184. The record is from RefSeq and is a predicted model, not a curated record. Lineage: Eukaryota; Metazoa; Arthropoda; Insecta; Diptera; Drosophilidae. Gene Ontology annotation, biological process: regulation of transcription by RNA polymerase II. The transcript is spliced from 2 exons. Gene Ontology annotation, molecular function: RNA polymerase II transcription regulatory region sequence-specific DNA binding; DNA-binding transcription factor activity, RNA polymerase II-specific; zinc ion binding. Gene Ontology annotation, cellular component: nucleus. The coding region runs from base 222 to 1475 and encodes 417 amino acids.
AGACGUCCAGCGACCGGCGAUCCGAGCAGACGCACCAAGUAUUAAGCCUGUGGUCAAACCGUAAUGAGAUCCGACUUCAAAAUGAAAACCCAGGUAGACUGAGCUAAGACUACAACGCGAGGAAAACAAAUAUGCCAAACGUCCGUAUCGAUCGGGGCUUCCUUGAUUGAACUCGUAGUGUAAACCGCGAUCCUCCGUCCGGAUUUCAGCAACUAAGUAUUAUGCUCUCGCUGCUGCCGCACCACCCGCUCGUCUGCCGUUGCUGCCUGCUGGAGCAACCGCCGCUCUACCACAGUCUCCAUGACGCCUCCAGCCAGCUGGCGGUGGAGCUGAAGGCCCUCGCUCCCUCCCUGCGCCUGGAUCCCGGCGACAACCUCACCGAUGUGAUCUGCGAUCUGUGCCUUCGUCGCCUGCACGACGCCCGCGACUUCCAGCGGCGUUGCGAGCACUCCGAGCAGGUGCUCCGCAUGCGGCACGAGCACUGGAAGCACACGGUGGCCGUGGGAGACGCCUUGGCCCUGGACGAUGUGCUUGAGUGCCUGGAGCGAGAAGUGGGCAGCCUGGAGGGACCGAUGUCCAUGCCCCUGCAAACAACCAAGCCGGUGGCACAUGUGGCGCCCCUAAUGGAGACCGUUGAUUUUGAAAGCCUGGACUUCCAAGACAACUCGCUCAGUGGACAUGAUACUCUCUCGUACUGGGAAUCGUCGGUGGAUUCGGGCAGCCUAAACACUCCGCAUCACCAGCCGGAGACCGCCGAGUUCUUUGCAGUCGAGCCCCCCACGCCGCCGGAAUCAUCCGAAGAGCCGGCACCGGAAGCCGCAGAAAAGCCCAAGAUGCGGAGACCCAGGCCGCGCCAGGAUAAUGUCAAGCCCAGGGAGAAGGCCGCUGGUGCCGUGCACCCGCGAUCCUUGCACCCGUGCCCCGAGUGCGAGAAGAAGUUCACUCGCAACUUUCAGCUCAAGCUGCACAUGACAGCCGUGCACGGCAUGGGCGAGAUGAGGUACCAGUGCGAGGAGUGCGGCAAGAACUUUGCCUCGCGGCACAGUCUUCGCUACCACGUGAAGUCGGUGCACUCAACGGAGCGGCCGUUCGGCUGCCAGCACUGCGAGCGCCGCUUCAUCCUGCGCACGCAGCUGCUGUCCCACCUGCGCACCCAUACCGGCGAAGCCAAGCCGCGCAUAUUCGAGUGCCAGCGCUGCUCGAAGAGCUGGCCCACCAAGUCCGACCUCCGCACCCAUAUGCGCUCCCACAACCCCAACAUGGAGCGGCCCUUCAAGUGCGAUCGCUGCUCGAAGGCCUUCUUCACUCGUGGCCACCUCAACUCCCACCUCCUGGUACACACCGGCGAGAAGCCAUUCGCCUGCGAGUACUGCGACAAGUGCUACCAGAGCGUUGGCAACCUGAAUAACCACAUGGUGCGCCUGCACGGAAAUAUCAUUGAGGCCCAGUUGGAGACGGAGGGCAUCGAGAGCUGAGGCCCCCACACGCAUCCUAGGAAGAGGCUGCUUUAAUUAUGGUUGGGCAUUGCAUUAUUACUGCCCAACAAUGGAUUUGGCAAGCAUUUCCUAUGCCCAGUCGUCUUAUCUUAUCAUAUUUGUCGCAGUGUCGCAAACCAAAAGCGCUUGAUUGCCAAACGCAGCUGCGAGCAGAAAGUGGCGAAAUACCCAGCAUUCAAAAAAACCGAAAACCGAAGGUUUGAUGUGUAAUCAAAGUAAGAUUAAAGCUUAAAAGAUGCGGUGUCAAAGCGUACAUCAGCUAAAAUAACAAUUCCCAAAAAUAAUAUGACGCAAUUAAAUUUAUGGCUAUGUGACGAUUACUAAUGUUCCAGUAUCUGAUCAUUUGAGAGCUUACUUCAAAUGAUUUUGCCAAGAAUGCUAAUUUUCAAAAAUUUCCAUAAUAUGUUCAACUCCACCACGAUGAUAGCACGUACUUAUUAACUAAGGACUCUGCCCAAUAUUUACUUUAGGCUUAUAAAACCCAAUUCAGGGCUUAUCGCCCAAAGCCUCGGUUUAUUUGCACGCGUGCUCUUAUGUGUGUGUCUACCACCUAUUUAGAACAAAAAUAAAAUAUGUGAGCACAGA